Messenger RNA from Apus apus (common swift), 573 nucleotides. It is a transcript of the gene AKIP1, whose product is annotated as A-kinase interacting protein 1. Gene Ontology annotation, cellular component: nucleoplasm. Gene Ontology annotation, biological process: regulation of non-canonical NF-kappaB signal transduction. The record is from RefSeq and is a predicted model, not a curated record. The transcript is spliced from 5 exons. Lineage: Eukaryota; Metazoa; Chordata; Aves; Apodiformes; Apodidae. Bases 17 to 517 code for a protein of 166 amino acids.
GGCGCGCGGCGGCGGGAUGGAGGGGGCGCGCGCGGAGCGGGCGGCCGGGCUGGCGCGCGCCGUGCUGGAGCGGGCGCGAGGGCGGCGGCAGCGACCGGCGGGACGGGCCCCGGGCUCGGGCUCGGCCCCGGAGGAAGAUUCAGAACGUCUCAGCGCAGCGUUCGCUUCGAUUGUGAACCUGAUGAAUCGGGCCACAGCGGAAUGCGAGAAGUACUACAGCUUUACAGCAGCCUGUAGAUGCAAAGAGCAUGAAAUCAAACACAUCUGCAGAUAUCAUGGUAGGCAAACGGGGGAAAGAGAGCUGGACUCCUCUGAAGAAGAAAGGACUGAAGCUUCUGUAGCAUCUAGUCAAGAUCAAUCUUGCCAGCAACGUACCAGACAAGCUUCCAAAGACAUCUACAUUGAAGUUUCUCCUGGCAUCUAUUCUGUCACAGCAACCUCAGGGGACAUGGUGCAACAAACCCACACGGUGGAUGUCAGUGCAGGACAAAGUAUUGAUUUAACUUUUGUUCUGUGAUGUUUGUCUCUUGGCAAUCAUGGGAAUAAAAUACAAGGCUGUUUUAAUGCACAUAA